Medicago truncatula (barrel medic) is the source of this 1165-nucleotide messenger RNA. RefSeq names its product protein yippee-like At5g53940. The transcript is spliced from 6 exons. NCBI's taxonomy places the organism in Eukaryota, Viridiplantae, Streptophyta, Magnoliopsida, Fabales, Fabaceae. The record is from RefSeq and is a predicted model, not a curated record. Bases 335 to 796 code for a protein of 153 amino acids.
UGUCUCCUUUGAGAUGAAUUUUCAUCUCUUUGAUCGAUCGUGUGAUUUGUAACAAAAUAGAAUUUCCAUGCUGCAUUUACAUUCCUGUUUUAAUAUUUAGGUGUAUGAGAAGUGAGAUGAUUAUCUUAAUUAGUGAUUACUACUAUAAUCAAUGGAAUUGAUAAUCUAAUCUAGCACACUUUAUUAGUACUUGUACUUAACCGACCAGGAACACCAACACGUGUCUCAUUUCACCAACUGGUCUCUAUCUAUCUAAUAGUACAUUUUCUCCAACGCAUCAUCAAAUUCAAUAUCUGAAUUCUGAAACUUCCAUUCCCUUUUGAAGUGAGAGAAAAUGGGAAGAAUCUUUGUGGUUGAGCUGGAGGGCAGGUCCUAUAGAUGCAAAUUCUGCAGAACUCAUUUGGCCCUUGCUGAUGAUCUCAUUUCUCGGGCGUUUCAUUGUCGGAGGGGGAACGCAUACCUAUUCAGUAAAGCGUUUAUGCCUUCAGUAAAUGAUGUACCUAGGGAAGUGAAGCCAAUAACUUUAUUUGCUCACUAUUCAAACAGCGUGAACACCACAACUGGAACACCGGUGGAAAGGAUGAUGCUUUCAGGAUUGCACACUGUGACAGAUAUCUUUUGUUGUUGCUGUGGUCAAAUUGUUGGCUGGAAAUAUGAAUCUGCACAUGAGAAGAGUCAGAAGUAUAAGGAAGGGAAGUUUGUUCUUGAAAGAGGAAGGAUUGUUGACGAUGUUGAUUCCUCAACGGAGUUUUAUAUCGAUAGUCAUGUCAGCAUGAGUGAUGGCGAAGAUGCUUAGCAUCUUGAAACCUUGUGGAGUAACUUAUUGGAUCUUGAGAAAAGAUAUUGCUCUUCCUCUAUACAUGAACAAUGAUAAUAACGGCGACCAGAGAAAAUGCUUAGAAUCAAAGAAGUUUUCUUUUAGUUUUUUCCUUUUGUUUAUAUGACAAAAGAGAAAUCUCAAUGGUGUAUAAACAGUGUUGAAGGAAUGAGAUGGAACAGUUUUUUUAGAUUUGCAGCAAAAUCUUUAGAAAGGACUUGUUUAGAAUCUUUCUCAUGUUUAAAAUGAUAACCCUACUCAUUGGGCUUUCAAUGAAUAUGGUUAUCAUUCUAAACGUUUAGAAUCCAGUUGGGUGACAAUGUUCUAGAAAGAAAUCUUUCUCUAAAA